Paecilomyces variotii is the source of this 2315-nucleotide messenger RNA. RefSeq lists its product as hypothetical. The coding region runs from base 184 to 1827 and encodes 547 amino acids. Lineage: Eukaryota; Fungi; Ascomycota; Eurotiomycetes; Eurotiales; Thermoascaceae. Gene Ontology annotation, molecular function: metalloendopeptidase activity; zinc ion binding; carbohydrate binding. The record is from RefSeq and is a predicted model, not a curated record. The transcript has a single exon. Gene Ontology annotation, biological process: cell adhesion; proteolysis.
CCAAAUAUGGUCAACCAGAAGUGAUGAACAAAAGAAGCGAAAACAAAAAGAAAAAAGAAAGAAAAGAGAACAGAGAACAGAGAGAAAACGGCUGGUGACUGUUGCAAAGCCGGGCAGCUCGACUUCGGAGCUGGCGCGUUCUCCGAAUCUAGCUGAUUUUUAGCAUUGUACUCAAGGUAUUUAAUGCGUUCAUUGGGCUUCAUUUGGGGACUUUCACGUUCAAGCAGCUGUCGAGAAUCCACCAUGGCUUCAGAAGUCGCAACGGCGGCGUGUAUGCCGAUGCCUUCUACUCAUUCACUCGAGAUGCCUUCCAGUAAUCUAAGACUGAGCAACUCGGGCUCAGGGGAACUGUCGUUGGCUGUCAAUAUGGAAUGGUUCUGGGAUGUUGGCAUGUUGCACGUUCGCUUUCUCAAUCACGACGACCGCUGCCAGCAGAUGGUGAAAGACGCGGCGAAGAUCUGGGAGAAGUACGCGAACAUUCGGUUCGUCUUUGACGACUCCUCGGAGGCAGAUAUUCGCAUCCUGUUUGACACGAAAUUGAAGGGUGGCAGCUCGCUGGUUGGAAAGCACAAACAGAAGGAAACGCCGUUAGACAGACCGACUAUGAUUCUGGGUUCCGGGCUUAGCGACCGGGAGUUCAAGAGAACGGCCCUUCAUGAACUGGGUCAUGCAUUGGGUUGCGUCCAUGAACACUGCAGUCCAGUAGCGAGCAUUGACUGGGACGAAGAAAAGGUCGUCUCUUGGUACGAGGAGAAUAGUGGAUGUUCCCAGGACAGGGAGUCGCUUCAGAAAUGGAUUCGGGCCAAUAUCACCCGACAAUACAACUCCAGCUCUUCUUUCCAAACCACUGAGUUCGACGAAAGGUCGAUCAUGGUCUACCAGAUCCUUCCCGGCUGGGCGAAGAAGGGCUAUUGCGUCGACUGGCCAGACAGUCUUUCCGAGGCAGACAAGAUGCUGAUCCGGAGGAUCUACCGUUCUAUCUUGCCGACAACCGAAAGUGGCCAGUAUAGCACCCAAGACAGUAGGCUAUGGUACCAGCCGAAGGGGCAAAAUGUCAUGGAAAUCCAGCUCAACAGUACACGCGAAAAUGAACCAAAUUUCACCGUAGGGAUCACACAUUUCGAUCUGGAGCGUGAAAAGAACAUGCAUCUCCAGGCCUAUGCGGACGACUUCCAACGGGACAGCUUCAAACUCCAUCUGGAUUCGAUAUCCGGCACCACCCAGUACUCAGCCGCCGCCACUUGCCUCGUGAGCGAACGCCAUGAUUUCACGUUCCAAUCUGGCACAUACGCGACCAGGCAGAAAGAUAAAACGUAUCCCGAUGGCAAGGAGUAUACAGCCCCCAUCAACUUCGAAAGAGCCUUUCGGACGACACCAGGCCUGGUUGUAUGGCUCAAGGCCUUCCAGUUCGACAAGGGAGGGCGUCUCAACGUUCAUGCGUAUGCAGGGAAUUCGGACAGGAACGGAUUCGAUCUGCAUAUUGAUAGUUGGGAUGAUGCCCGCCUCGUGAGCGCCGAGGCGUCGUGGAUUGCCUAUGAAACCGACCCACCCGGCAUCCACUCCGGAGUCCUUACGUUCCAAAAUUUCAGAGAGAACGAACAGCAGUAUGGGGAUACAAAGCGUCAUCAAAUCAAAGAGAAAAAACUGGGCGAGUGGCAGCUCAGAACGGUGUAUGCUGCUAUUUCCAAAUUCGAUUUUGAACCAGAUAAGAUACGGCUGUCCCUCAAAGUCAAUCCAAGGGUCUCUGCUUUUGAAAUCGACGCAAUGACUUGGGCGGACAGCAAAUGUCAUGGAGCAGAGGUGUCCUACCUGGCGGUUUGUGCUUGAUUUGCGUGGGGUUGGCCAGCAUCGCUCUGUUGACGGAGGGGUGAGGUCGGCGAGAUGCGAUAGCGAGGCGGGGUCUACAGAGCUUAAUUCCCUUACUAUUGUACUGCUGCGUAUUUAUAAAAGCAUGCUUAAUUCUAUUAACUGCCUAACUUAUGGGGUUUAAAUACAUUCUGGUCCCCUUUUAUAUGCCUUCAUCCGUUCCCCCCAAUACUACCAGUGCUCAUAUCUGCAGGCUCCCCUGCCAAUUAAAAACAAUACAGCGAAUAAUAUUAUGCCAUCUAAUCAAGUUCUGCUGUAUGGAGGUGUUGUUAGUCUGAUAUAUCUGUAGGGAUAAUCUGACCUGUCGCAGCUGUGACUGAUAAUAUGGAUGUAGAUUUCGACUAGAUAGGUCGAAGGCCCUAGAGAUUGUAAAAUAUCGAACAGGAUCAUGAAGAUCUUUGAAUAUCUUAGGGUCCGGUAUAUGCAAACCCAUUACAUCUUCUUGAAAA